This is a messenger RNA of Oryzias latipes (Japanese medaka), 8428 nucleotides long. RefSeq lists its product as uncharacterized. The record is from RefSeq and is a predicted model, not a curated record. Gene Ontology annotation, biological process: cell-matrix adhesion. Gene Ontology annotation, cellular component: cell surface. NCBI's taxonomy places the organism in Eukaryota, Metazoa, Chordata, Actinopteri, Beloniformes, Adrianichthyidae.
CCAUGGUGUACUCUUCUGUACCCGAGGACACACUACAAGGGCUUGCAAAUGUUCUUCUGGACUACCUAAAACGUUUCGCCAGUGACAUCAACACACCAGCUUGCAGGCAGGGAAUUCAGACUGAUGCAGAAUGGAUUCAAAUAAACUUGGGUCCAUUUAAUCAGUUCAUAUCAUACCAAGAUCUGAAAGUCUUCAACCUCUCCCAGGAGGCAAUUGUGAGUGUCCUCUCACCUCAAGAGAAAGCACAACUCAUACUGGACCCAAGCAGUGGAGCUUUGGAGAACGUGACCCUCGUAAAAGGCCUGCUCACAAACUUGACGCAGUCCGGUGAUGUGGGGAAGCUCACUCAGUUUUUCCAGGCUUUUGCACAGAUCAACAAACAGACGAACAUGACCUUCAUCAAAAAUGCAGCUGUGCGAGACACAAUCUUGAACCUGACAUUGACAGCUCUUGCUCCGGAAUUCCAGACCUUUGAGCCUAAAGACUUUGAGCUGUGGUUCCAGCAGUAUUUGUCUCCCGUUAUAGCCAGCUUCCAACCAGACAGCUUGUUGGUGAUCCCCAUAAACAUCAGCUGUGCAUCCUAUGCAGCUAUACUUACUGGUCUGCAGCAAAGUUUGACAUUCCUGCCAUUGGACGUUUCGAUGGGCGCAAGAGCAAGCAUACAAUUGAUCCAAGACACAUUCCCACGUUGCUCGGUACCUGAUUCCUUUACGUGCACAAAGACCUAUGUAGAUGAGAACCUCAUCUGUGCUGCAAUCAACCAGUCACGCCUUCAGAAAACCCUGGAAUCGGACACCACCUCUGCAGUCCUGUGCAAUUUUACCAUCGCUGAAUAUGCCUGUUCUUCUGCUAAGAAUGUCACACCAAGCAACUUGGCCACAAUCUUGAAAUGCUCACUGGAAAAACAGCAAACAUACCCCGUAGAGGUGUGGAAACUUUUCUUCCAAAAUAGUCCUAAUCUGGAGCAGGCUCUUGAUGUACUGGCUGGCAUGAAUCUGAACGACGGCAGCAGCCCCGGCUUGUCAAAUGCUCUGGAGGCUCUGGGGGAGGUGAGAAUUGCCACGUUCAGCCAGGCACAACUGCAGGAUGAAGGGUUCAUCGACAACUGGUUCCAGAAAAAGAUCCAUCUCUUCUUGGCCUCUCCAACGACAAACUUCCUUACCUGCCUCAGUGCCGACAAUUUCAGCUGCCCGACAUACCAAGUUGUCAUUAAAGCACUCAGUAGGCAAAAGGCCUUCAUGGACAGUGACACACAGCAGGCGGUCUUCACUCACUUCAUUCAACCAUUCCUGUCAAGAAAUGACUCAUCAGAUCCAGGAUGCAUUUCUUUUGUCAAUGGAAGCUUAAAUUGGCUAGUGGCAAACUUUGGCAACUUCUCAUAUUUAGCAACCCUAAAGGAUUUGCUGGCCCUCAAUCCAAACUUCUCCAGCGUUCAGAUUCUGUCACAGCUUGCUCCUUCGCAGAUGGCACAGUUAAUUGUGAGCACAAGCUCCUCAAAUGACACAGUCCUAAUCGAUCAAGUCUUCAAUCAACUUGAGCAAGGCAAUGCUCUGAAAAAUGUGGACCAGUUCUUUGCACAGCUGAGUGCGAGUGGACAGGUGCCCGUAUUCCAGCCUGUUGUCAGAGACCUCCUCAUGAACAGGACCUUCGGGAUCAUCGGCCCCCAACUGAAACAUUUCAACACAGAGGACUUUUACAUUUGGUUCCAUAUCAGACUUGUAUAUGUCCUGGCAAGUUUCACUCCAGAGAUGCUCCAGCUAACAAUCCAAACAACCAAUUGCACAAACUAUCAUGUAGUUGUGAGUGGCAUGGCCAUGGUGUACUCUUCUGUACCCGAGGACACACUACAAGGGCUUGCAAAUGUUCUUCUGGACUACCUAAAACGUUUCGCCAGUGACAUCAACACACCAGCUUGCAGGCAGGGAAUUCAGACUGAUGCAGAAUGGAUUCAAAUAAACUUGGGUCCAUUUAAUCAGUUCAUAUCAUACCAAGAUCUGAAAGUCUUCAACCUCUCCCAGGAGGCAAUUGUGAGUGUCCUCUCACCUCAAGAGAAAGCACAACUCAUACUGGACCCAAGCAGUGGAGCUUUGGAGAACGUGACCCUCGUAAAAGGCCUGCUCACAAACUUGACGCAGUCCGGUGAUGUGGGGAAGCUCACUCAGUUUUUCCAGGCUUUUGCACAGAUCAACAAACAGACGAACAUGACCUUCAUCAAAAAUGCAGCUGUGCGAGACACAAUCUUGAACCUGACAUUGACAGCUCUUGCUCCGGAAUUCCAGACCUUUGAGCCUAAAGACUUUGAGCUGUGGUUCCAGCAGUAUUUGUCUCCCGUUAUAGCCAGCUUCCAACCAGACAGCUUGUUGGUGAUCCCCAUAAACAUCAGCUGUGCAUCCUAUGCAGCUAUACUUACUGGUCUGCAGCAAAGUUUGACAUUCCUGCCAUUGGACGUUUCGAUGGGCGCAAGAGCAAGCAUACAAUUGAUCCAAGACACAUUCCCACGUUGCUCGGUACCUGAUUCCUUUACGUGCACAAAGACCUAUGUAGAUGAGAACCUCAUCUGUGCUGCAAUCAACCAGUCACGCCUUCAGAAAACCCUGGAAUCGGACACCACCUCUGCAGUCCUGUGCAAUUUUACCAUCGCUGAAUAUGCCUGUUCUUCUGCUAAGAAUGUCACACCAAGCAACUUGGCCACAAUCUUGAAAUGCUCACUGGAAAAACAGCAAACAUACCCCGUAGAGGUGUGGAAACUUUUCUUCCAAAAUAGUCCUAAUCUGGAGCAGGCUCUUGAUGUACUGGCUGGCAUGAAUCUGAACGACGGCAGCAGCCCCGGCUUGUCAAAUGCUCUGGAGGCUCUGGGGGAGGUGAGAAUUGCCACGUUCAGCCAGGCACAACUGCAGGAUGAAGGGUUCAUCGACAACUGGUUCCAGAAAAAGAUCCAUCUCUUCUUGGCCUCUCCAACGACAAACUUCCUUACCUGCCUCAGUGCCGACAAUUUCAGCUGCCCGACAUACCAAGUUGUCAUUAAAGCACUCAGUAGGCAAAAGGCCUUCAUGGACAGUGACACACAGCAGGCGGUCUUCACUCACUUCAUUCAACCAUUCCUGUCAAGAAAUGACUCAUCAGAUCCAGGAUGCAUUUCUUUUGUCAAUGGAAGCUUAAAUUGGCUAGUGGCAAACUUUGGCAACUUCUCAUAUUUAGCAACCCUAAAGGAUUUGCUGGCCCUCAAUCCAAACUUCUCCAGCGUUCAGAUUCUGUCACAGCUUGCUCCUUCGCAGAUGGCACAGUUAAUUGUGAGCACAAGCUCCUCAAAUGACACAGUCCUAAUCGAUCAAGUCUUCAAUCAACUUGAGCAAGGCAAUGCUCUGAAAAAUGUGGACCAGUUCUUUGCACAGCUGAGUGCGAGUGGACAGGUGCCCGUAUUCCAGCCUGUUGUCAGAGACCUCCUCAUGAACAGGACCUUCGGGAUCAUCGGCCCCCAACUGAAACAUUUCAACACAGAGGACUUUUACAUUUGGUUCCAUAUCAGACUUGUAUAUGUCCUGGCAAGUUUCACUCCAGAGAUGCUCCAGCUAACAAUCCAAACAACCAAUUGCACAAACUAUCAUGUAGUUGUGAGUGGCAUGGCCAUGGUGUACUCUUCCGUACCCAAGGAUAGAUCACAAGGGCUUGCAAAUGUUCUUCUGGACUACCUAAAACGUUUCGCCAGUGACAUCAACACACCAGCUUGCAGACUUGGAAUUCAGAGUGAUGCACAGUUUAUUGAAACAAACUUGGGUCCCUUUUCAGUCUAUACAACUUAUUCAGACCUUGAAGCCCUUAACCUUUCUCUGGUCACUGUAGUAGACUUUCUUUCCCCAGCACAGAAAGCCGCUUUUCUUCUCCAAUCACAGAAUCUGUCCAAUGAAACACUGGUUAUACUUGUAUUCACAAAACUCACCAACUCAUCUUCUAUAAAUGACCUUGAGUCUUUCUUUGAGAAAUUUGUCAAUAGCUCAGCAGAGACUCUAAGCACUAUUACCCCUCGAGGGCGUGACGCCAUUUUAAAUCUAACGUUGACUGCUUUAGGCCCACAACUAUCUGUUCUAAAUGCUGAGGGCUUCAAGCUGUGGUUCCAGGUGUAUCUGACACCUUUCCUGCCAGGAGCUAAAAAUAGUACCUUUGAAAUUAUUCCGUUAAACAUCACCUGUAACUCCUACCAGCAGAUUAUAAAAGGUUUUGGAAGCGUCUUGCCUCAGCUUUCUGUUAGUCAAAGCCAAGAGGUUUUCAAGUUUGAGUUACACUAUCUUAGAGGACAGACUUUAUCAGGUCUAUCAUGCGUUCAGUCUGGAAUGGAUGACAGCCUGUGGCUAGAGGUUAACUUUGGACAGUUCCUCUCUGAAGCCUCCUUCCAGGACUUUUUGUCUUUGAAAAACAACUUCAGAGGAGUCGACGUUGCAAAUCUUCUCACUGUUGGUCAAUUAAGCCAACUUGCAGCAAUCCCCUCACAACUAACAAGCCAGGAAGAUGUGGCAAAAGUCAUGACAGCUAUUAAUCCUGCUGAGUUUGGUGCCUUCUUUGAUGCAGUGUCUCCAGCCAUUGAGGCACAAUCAGCCAACUACUCCACUGAGGUGAAAUCAGCCUUCAUCCUGGCAGUUUUUGCCAGAGGAAAUCUUUCUUCCUCCGCUGUUACUGAUGAGGACUUCCUGCACUGGCUUACAGUGAGAUUGAGGCCUUUGUUUGUUAACCUCUCCCCAAGCCUGGUCACCCCCUUAUUCCAAAUUGGGAUACACAGAAACUGUAACAGCAGCAAAGAGAUAGUUAAUCUUCUUGACACACUGCGGUUGACAUUCAGCAACAACACAGAAGAGGAAAUUUACAAUAACAUUGUAAUCUCCCUUCAAGGCCCAACAGCACUGAAAUGUUACAAGAGUGGGAGCUUUUAUACUUAUUUGAAAAGUAGUUUUCUGGGCUUUGGAUUUCCAAAUGUGUCUACAUUCGUAUCUCUUUUAUCAACAACACCCAAGUCAGAGCUCCUAAAUACCAUCAGUCCAGCAGAUUUGGGCAAUUUCCUCAGCCAACCCAAUGUGAUCAAUGUCCAGUCAAGUUUAUGUGACAUCUUUAACAAUUACAACAACACUCUUGCUUUCCUGGAAACUGAGGAUGUUCCAGAUGAUGUGAAGAAACAGAUCCUCCCUUGUGUCUGGCCUACAGCCCUGAAAAUCACCCAAAAAAUUGAAGUUGACGUGUGGUUUGAAAAAGGGUUAAAGAACUAUCUGAAAUUCCUCAGCAAGAAUCUGAUUAGUUUCACCGAAGUGAAGAAUGCCUCGUGCUAUGCAUUCCAGAAACUGGUGUAUUACAUGGGAAAUAACUUCACAUACAAUACCUCUAAUUUUGGAGAAGCAGAUGUUUACGACACAAUAAGAAGUUACUUAACAGCUGGGCCUGAGCCCAGAUGUUACAAUGCCAGUGACCCCUACUUAAACUCCACCGCCUGGUUUGCCAAUUCCAUUGGCAACUUUGUGAAAUUUCUCACUCUGGGUGACCUCACAUCCUUUGUUUCUGCCACUCAGAUCCAGAUAUUCUUGACAAACACCAUCAAUUUGGAGCUCUUCAGCAGCUCGACAGUUUUACAAACUGUGUCCAAUUACUACAUUACACAACUUUUUCAGUUCAACCCUACCUUCAACCCUAUUAAUCUUCCAGGCUCUUUCUUGUGCUCUUCUAACAUCCCAGUUCUGGCUUACUCUUCAAUAAGUGAAGCUGAUGCACUGAGUGUUUUGGGCAGACGUCAGAAACUCUGUAAUGGAACCGAUGACCCUGAGAUAUCAGCUGCUCUGGCAUCAAACAUCAAAACAGUGACUCAGCAGACGCUGGUGGAUCUCGGCAGCGCCUCUUCAGGCCUGAGCAUCAGUCAGAUCACAUCAGUGUCUUCUUCUGUGUUGGUUUCCUCUUUGUCCACCCUGGGCACAGUCACUACCUGGAGCCAGAGCCAGGUCACCACCAUCAUUCAAAGCAUCACCACAUCAGGUUUCCAGAUCAACAGUGCAGCCUCCCUGCUGUCCCUCGGCACGCUUGUUAGUGGAGUUCCUUCAAAGACCAUAGGAAAAAUCCCAGCAACAGAGCUUCUGCAAGCAUCUGCCAACACAAACUUUAUCUCCAACUUGUUGACGGCUCCAACGGUUAUCCAGGAAAUAGUCGUUCAAAAGAUCAUUUCUCUGAACUCAAGUCCAGCCAUGAUGGUGGUAAAUGUUCCUGAUGCCUUAGCAACAGCAAUCCCACCUGCCAUGCUGGUGUUUCCUCAGGGGACUGCAGAUAUAAAUGUGCUCAACAAAAAAACAUGGACACCAGAUCAGUCUUCCAUGUUCUUUUCAAGUCUAGCUGAAACAACCUUUGACAUUGAGCAGCUGUCUCCAUAUGUGCUGCAAGGCUUCACCUGCACGGUUGUCCAGAAGAUGAAAAUGUCCAAGAUAAAACAGUUGAUUCAGGCCUGCAGGCCAAGAAAUAAAAGAGCAAAGGUUUUACUGACAGAAUCACAGCUGACUUGCAUGUACAACUUGUUGGGUGGAAGCCUCUCUCAAAACUUCACUGACUAUCCAGCAGACAUGCUGGUUUACUUCAGCAGCCAGAAUAUCCAGAAAAACAACUGCAGGUCAUAUUUGUCUGCACUGGGUGCUGCAGACUUCUCAGUGGUCUCCAGCGUUUUGAACAAGGCUUCACAGCUGUUCGGUGAAGCCAGAACCUGCUUGGGUAUAAACAGUAGAAGCCUGAGCAAAGACACAGUGGAGGUCCUCGGGAACAUGGUGUGCACUCUGGAUGGAUCAUAUGUAGAGAACUCUGAUCCUGUUAUUCUGGAAAAACUGAAAACGUGCAAGGACUUCUCUGCCAGCCAAGUGGCUGCCAUGGAGACUCUCCUGCUUUCAGGGAACACAUCAUAUGGAAUCCCCUCGACAUGGACCAGUCAAACACUGGUGGACCUUGGAAUCCUCCCUCUGUAUUUGACGAAAAACUUCUGGGGACAUUUCUCAAAAGGAACAAAGAGGCAAUUCCUGAAGAGCUUUAUGCCCUCUCUAAGGGCAGCAAAGACAAAGAAAACUACACUGAAGAGCUUUUUCAACCAGGUUAACACUAUAGUGGUAAAACGAGCUGCAGGCUGCACAGUGGGCAACAUCACACAGGUGAUUUUAAGUGACGAGUCCUUCCCGUUUGGCUACGACCUGGCGCAGUUUGAUCUCUGCCUGGAUGUUCCGGUUCUCAAGGACAACCUUGAGUCUAUCUGCCAGAAAGUUGAUGAUGAUAACUUCCAAAAAGUCAUCCUAAACAAGCUCAACCAGGCAUUCCCAUUAGGAAUUCCUGAUCAGGAUGUCCAGAUGCUUGGUCCAGUGUCUCGUGCUGCAUCGCUUGAUGACAUCUCGAAGUGGAACAUCAGCACCAUUGACACCUUGGGAGCACUCAUGAAACCUGAAGAUGGAACUUGGACCACAGAACAGAGCAAAGCAAUCAUCACCAAGUAUCUGAGCAUACCCGGCAACUCCCUGGGAACCACCGAAUUGAACGUCAUUAAUGCCUAUGUGUGCUCACUAGAUGCAAAUACACUAAAGACUAUCUCUACAGAAAGUAUCAGAAAUACCCAACUUCUCAAUGUCUCAUCCUGUUCAGCUGAGCAGAAGAUGAUUCUGUAUGAGCUCAGUAACUCUUCCUUUAGCACAUACCGCAACAGCUUCAGCGACUUUUACACUUUAAUUAAAGCCUACCUGGGUGGAGCUCCUCUGGCUGACAUCAAAGGACUGUCAACACAGAACAUCAGCAUGGCUAUUGACACAUUUAAGAGUCUGCAGCUUGAUGUCAUACAAGCUUUGACUGUAAAUGAUGUGCGAGCUCUCAUGGGCAGCACCCUACCCAAUCUGAAGUUGUUUGAAAAUGACACCAUCGUUCAGACCUGGAUCAACCGCCAACUGCAGUCGGAUCUGGACACCCUGGGACUGGGCCUCGUCAGCAGCAGAGUUGAAGUUAUUACUCCAUCGCCUACCUCCAAUGGAAAUGUUUCAUUGACCAGUGCUACAAGUGCUAAAGUCACCUCAACAACACAAGCUUCAAGUAUAUUUAAUGGAGUCGAGCUUAUGAAACCCUCACCUUUCCUGUUCUUGGCUGCUCUGCUGACAGCUCUACAACAAAUGUUACAACGACCAGUUUAAAUGUAUCCCUCAUUCAAUCUCAUUCAAACAUUUAACUUUUGAUUCAGUAAUGUGAUUAUUUUGAAACAAUAUUUUACAUAAUGUUUAAUUACUCUCAUAUCUUUAUUUCUGUCUAACAUUCCUUUUUUGUUGUAAAAGCAUGCAGACUGAGUUGUAAUGUGCACUGACCCUACAAUUUCAUAUUCUCUGUAGGAUAUGGGAAAAGGGUAAUCUAAGAAUAAGUAAACAAUAAGCAUUAAAAGUUACUCAACCACCUA